Molecule: messenger RNA, 2214 nt
Organism: Dentiscutata erythropus
Lineage: Eukaryota; Fungi; Glomeromycota; Glomeromycetes; Diversisporales; Gigasporaceae
Source: the annotation of a GenBank genome assembly
CAACAUAACCAAAAAAUUGUAAGUAUGAAUAUUACAUGCCUUAAAACCCUCGCAUUAAAUAUUCUUAAAAAUGGCUCUUCCGAAACUAUUGCAAGUGGUGUUGAAGUUCCUGAACUAGAUCCGUGUUCUAUAUGCAAUGAAGAAAUUUUUUUGCACAUACUUAAAAAGUCAUUCACUGUAUUAACAUGUGGUCAUACUGUGCACCGUCUUUGUCUUGAGAACCUUAGAGAAACUAUGUUUACAUGUCCUAUCAAUAAUUGUAGUGCGGAAAUCGAAAUCAUUGAAAAGUCACCACUAAUGCGGGCUCCAUUACAAAGAAGUAUGAGCAUAAAUGAAGGAUCACAAGAUCUGUUAAUAUUUGGUAAAAAUUCUUUAGUGAAUCUAGAUACAAUCGUAGAAGAGAACUCCGAAAAUAAUUCACAAAACAAAGAACCUGGCAUACCUGACUUCACUACAAACUCUAUGGCCGAAACUGAGGACUACCUGCAAAUUACUCCGCCAGAAUUGUGGAGCCUUAACGGAUUUGCUGAUUGGUGUAUUUCAUGUGAAAGAUUCGAAAAUAACAAAAUGAAGAUUUUAGACUAUAUCAAAAAAGGAUUAGAGAAGAUAAUCGACAACACUACAUUUGAGGAAGACAUAAGGCAAAAGGCAUCUGAUUUACGCGAAGAAUUUCAGAGUUGGAAGUCUUCAAAAACUACAACAGAAUACUUUCAGCGAGUUGCAAAUCGUUAUCAAACAGAACAACAACUAGAUCUUAUUGAAAACGAGAAAGCUAUUGAAUUGGCAAAAAUGGAAUGUAUCAAGGUUACCCAAACUCGAAACCAUGUGGAAUCGACAAUGAAGGUCCAUCAUCAAAUAACUGAAAAUAUUGUAGAAUUUAGUCAAAAACAAAACAUAUCCAGUAAAAAUAUUACACUAGAAAGUGAAGAAAAACAAGAUGAGAAGAGGAAACGUGGCGGUUAUGACUUGUAUGAGGAGAAAUCUAAAAGGAUAAAAUCGAACGGUAGUUCUAGAUCUGCCACUCCUAGAAUUUACAAUAAUGCCGAGCAAGAAACGCUAAUCAAGCUUGAUUUAGAAAAGUUCGAAGAAGAAUACUUGAAAAUGAAGCCUGAUCACAUGUGGAUACUAAGGAGUGGACGUAGAGUGGAAGUGGUUAUAUAUGAAUUUGCGCGAGAGUUGGAAUUUGAAUCUUAUUUACACUCAUUCAUAGUUAAUGAAAGUGAUGCGCACACGAAAUCACUUUUUUCUAAAGAGGAAUGGAAAGAAAUUAACACCUCAGAAGUUGAUGAUAGGCUAGAACUUGAAUAUUCUCUUAAGAAAUUAUUAAAAAAAUACACAGUUGAUGAUGUUGAAAAAUUACGAGAAAUUCUUUUUGAACUAUUCAUACCAAAUGGAUAUAAAUAUGAUCGAAAAUUUCACUUUGAUCUGGAUUUUGUUAAUCGUGUUUACCGAGGAAUGCUACCCUUAUGGGAAGUAAAUGAAAAUCUUUUCGACUCUUUGAAAUUGGAAGGUUGGUAUGAGAUGAAUAUCUGGAGUCACCUUAUUGAUCCUGCCUUCUACAAUGUGAAUAUCGAUUUAAUUCGUGGUGAAGGGAUGAGUCUUGCAUCGAGCGACAGAAAAAACGUUGAAAGAACGACAAGUGAUAGAAAGAAGGUUGGUCAAAAAGGAGAUGGAGUUUUUAGAUUACAUAAGGAUCACUUAGAAUUCGGUGCUAUAGAGGCUGGACGCGACUGGGAAGGACAAUGUGGAUCAAAAAUUAUUACGGAUUCAUUAAAGAUAUGUAAAAUGUUAAAAGACAUGUUAAACCAGCUUGCAAUUGAGUGUAACAUGAAGGAAAACCAUGUGAGAAAAUUACGUGUAGUAGGAAUGCUUCAGAGUGGGAAUAGAAUGCAGGUCAUCACGGCUGACCUCUCCAAGGGGUAUGUCACCCGAAUUCGAAGAAGAAAAGUCUGUGAAGUUUCAGCCCAUUUAACAAAAUCUAAACCUCUUGCACUAGUUUUAAAAGAAAUAUUUUACGUGAAAAAUAUUAUAUUGCGAACAUUUGAUAUUAUAAAUCGUAAAGAUGAUAUUGACAUUGAAACCUUUCUCGAUAAUUCUGAUGAAGAGGGAUAUCGCACACCUCCUAGAAAGAUUACGUCCAACACAUUUGUAACCCCAACUACAGAGCGCACCAAAGAUGUAGUUAAUGGGAAAAUUUGUAAGAAGAAAGAUUAA